CCAUAAUACUCCAGCCCAUAAUAUUCGGUGAUUGCAUUAAAGAGAUGGAAUUAAUAUGUGAUGCCUUUGUGCUGCAAUAUAAAUCGCCCAAAGAUGGACUUGACAGGAAAUGAAGCUCUGAAAAUUUAUACUUCUAGUAGGGUGACUGACACCUCCACCAGCAUUGAUCAUUCACUGAGCAAUACACAGACAACACAAGCAGUGUCUAUUUUGUCUGAGCCAGGGAUGGUUUAUCAGCCCCAGGGACCCAGGGUAGUUCAUGUCCAGCGUUCAGACACAUCUGUAAUGCCACCAAGUACUUACAUAUAUCUUUCCAAUAAAGACAAAUUUGAAUCCACUCCAAAGAUCGAUGCCAUUCCGCCAGGAACUGGAAAUACACUGAGUGAUUUAAUGAUGGCUGAUGGGCAGGAAACACUGUCUAAUUAUAGUAAUAAUGUUAACAGACCAACACCUGUCAUGUUAUUCUUAAAUCAAGAUCAGAAUACUAACACCUCAAUGGAGACAAACUUGGUGCUGCAUCAUCCACUGAUAUCAGACAUGUAUCAUAUUCAAAACAACCUUUCAAGCAUUUAUGCUAUAGCUCAGGCGAAUCUUGUAGCUCAAACACAGCAGGACAUUGCCAAACAGUUGAUAGGGCAGAAUGAAGGUCACAACCAGGUGAAUGUAGGACAGAUAGAAAACCUGCCACAGCAGCCAUCAACAACACACACAUCUGUUCAGGGGAACAACAAUGCCCCCAACAACAAAGUGUUGAUCCAUACCUCUCAAAAGGAAAAGGAGGGGAAAUGUCCCGGAGACAAAGAAGAUAAAGAAGAAAAGAUGUUUGUGUGUAAGUUAGAAAAAUGUGGUCGCAACUUUUCAUCUGUUGGUCAUCUGAGGAACCAUCAGACAAACCACAGUCGAGAUAAUUCACUGACAUGUACGCAUGAAGGAUGUGGUCGUACAUUUACCUGGCCAGCCCACCUAAAAUACCAUAAACUCACCCACAUGUCUGCAAGAAACUUUUCCUGCAAUAUGUGUGAUAAAAAGUUCUACACUGCUCAGAGACUGAAGGUUCAUACAAGGGUCCACACUGGAGAGAAACCAUUCCCCUGUGAUGAAUGUGAUAAAGAAUUCUCAACAUCAGGCAAUCUCAAGAAUCACAAGAGGAUUCAUUCUGGUGAGCGGCCAUAUGUUUGUUCCCAUGAAAAAUGUGAGAAGAGAUUUGCAGAGUAUUCAAGUCUACGUAAACACGUGUUGACACACACUGGUGAGAAACCUUUCAAGUGUGAAAAGUGUGGUCGAUGUUUCACCCAGAGUGGCAGUCUGACAGUACACAUGAAGAAGCACCUGUUGGCAGAGGAGGAAGAGGACAGAGUCAAGAAUGUUAUUGUUGUUCACAAUGGCCAGGAUGAUCUAUUACAGUAUCAAGAACUGCAACUUGUGUUUUCCCAAGGAGUGAGUGACCACAUAGUAACUGUGACAACACAAACAGCAGACCAUGAUGAAAAGUUUCCACCGAUAGCUAAUGAAAUGCUACUUAGUGAAGAUGUGUUCCAGUCUGGUGAUGCUGCAGCCAAUGUAGGGACCAUGACAGAUGAGAACAUGAUGGCACAUGGGUCUGCUAAUGUAGUAGUUGUAGCACAGCCUCAAAUGAUGGUGUCCAUGACAACCGACUUUCAUGAUCCACAUGGCCGUGAGGAAAUUGUGUAUGACAGCGAAUUUUUACACUCAGAUCUUGUGAAUGAGGGAAUAUCCCACAACAUCACGGAAACAACUUCUAGUGGUAAAAUGGAAAUAUCAACUCAAGUGACUCCAUCGUCAAUCAGUAGUACAGCAGUAGAUCAACAUGUUACUUAAUUAGAAAAUGAGGCAGACUUUGUAGAAGACAAGGAAACAGUUUGUCAUGAAAUUAUGAAAUUGGAAGCGAGAACUAGUCAACAAGGAGAUGAUGGGAAUUAGAAAACUGUAAAAAACUCUUUUCAUGAUUCCAUUUCAUUUCUGUGAAACUGAAGGAAAAAAGAAGACAUGUUUAUAUACAUUUUCAAGGCUGUGUGUCAUAUACUAUCUGUUGUGAAAAGAGUAAACAAUAUGCAUGAUUUGAACUGUUUAUAGCUGGCAAUAUACUUUGGUCUUGAGAGUGAUGUUAUUUUUCUCUAGUUUGAAGUACAUAAACAUUUUGAUAUCAAAUUUUUUUUUCAUAAUCGGGGCUGGUAUUAAUUCCUUGAAAUGUGAAUUUCAUUGUUCAUUUAGAAUAUAGGCAGUACUUGCAGUAUUCUGUUUACCGGUAUAUGAAAUUUAGUAUGAAAUACAUCACUUCAUAUUUAUCUGUUGUUUUGCUACCAGAUAUGAACCUCUGAUUGUUGACUUUUGAAAUUAAAAAGCAGACUAUGAACAUUUA
Molecule: messenger RNA, 2380 nt
Organism: Ylistrum balloti
Lineage: Eukaryota; Metazoa; Mollusca; Bivalvia; Pectinida; Pectinidae
Product: zinc finger protein 76-like
Exons: 8
Coding region: 61-1839 (592 amino acids)
Biological process (GO): regulation of transcription by RNA polymerase II
Cellular component (GO): PcG protein complex; transcription regulator complex
Molecular function (GO): RNA polymerase II cis-regulatory region sequence-specific DNA binding; DNA-binding transcription factor activity, RNA polymerase II-specific
Source: RefSeq, a predicted model, not a curated record